AUGUGCUCGCUCUGUUACUCCUACUAUGCCUCGGCUGUCUCGUUGACGCCGGAGUUUUACCAAUCCCUGCUCGACCGUACAUGGAGACGUUCUGGAAGUCUCUUGUACCGGCCGGAUCCCCGGAGUUCCUGCUGCCCCCACUACACCCUCCGCCUGGAUACGGACCUAUUCUGCCCAACGAAGGAUCAGCGUCAGACUAUAAACCGAUUCAACAGGCAUAUCAUCGGCGAGGCUUAUGCGCGUGAAGCAGCCCGCCUCUAUCCUCGGUCACGCGAAGAGGCAAAAAAGCGAGAUAAUGUAUUUGACCUAACCGAGAGGAUUCACGAGGCCGAAAUUGGUGCCUUGAAAACGCCUCCAUCGCCGAGCCAUGAGUUUUCCGUCACGAUAGAGGAGGACUCGUUCACGGAAGAAAAAUACAAGGUGUUUGAAAACUACCAAAUGAAGGUGCACAAAGAGACCCAAGAAUCGGUCAGUCGAAACGGAUUUACUCGCUUCCUAUGCAACUCGCCAAUUACUAGGCGCACCGAAACCUUGAAGUCCGGGAGAAAGCGACGCCUUGGGUCCUUUCAUCAAUGCUAUCGGAUAGACGGCGAUCUCGUUGCCGUCGGAGUGAUUGAUCUGCUUCCUCAAUGUGUCAGUGCCGUCUAUUUCUUCUAUCACGAAUCUAUUCACAAGUUUGCACCCGGGAAAUUGGGUGCGCUAAGAGAGAUUGUUCUAGCCAAGGAAGAGGAGUAUAAGUGGUGGUAUCCCGGCUUCUACAUCCACAACUGUCCAAAGAUGAGGUACAAGAUUGAUUACUCGCCACAGUUCAUCCUUGACCCGGACACCCUUGCCUGGGAACCCCUGGACUCUCAGGUCCUGGCCAUCCUCGACAGGGGGGCGUAUGUGGGAAUCUCGGAGGCGCUUAAAGGCGGGCAAACGAAGAAGGUGAACGGGGCCAGUGGCGAUGCGGGAAAGGCUUCCGAAUCCUCACCUCCAUUGAAAGAAGAGAAGGAAGAAGAAGAAGAAGAAGAAGAAGCCCAUAAGUCAGACGAGGACGGGAGUGAUGCGAGUAGUGACGAGGGUGAGACCCUCCUGUUUACGAAGAAGAUGCCUGGAAUCCCAAGUCUAGAUGAGAUGAAGGAGGUAGACCUGGAUGAUGUCUUCCUGAGGCUUGGCGUGAAUGGCUCGCUCCACAGGACGUCUGAUCUUAUUGUCUGGCACGAUCUGACAAUUGAUGACUCCCCAAACAUCAAAAUGAUGGUGGCUGAACUCGUGUCGGCGCUGGGGGUUGACCUUAUGCACGAUUUCUGCCUCGAUUUCACUCACAGAUGA
Messenger RNA from Scedosporium apiospermum, 1314 nucleotides. RefSeq names its product Arginyl-tRNA--protein transferase 1. The coding region runs from base 1 to 1314 and encodes 437 amino acids. The record is from RefSeq and is a predicted model, not a curated record. Gene Ontology annotation, cellular component: cytoplasm. Gene Ontology annotation, molecular function: arginyl-tRNA--protein transferase activity. Gene Ontology annotation, biological process: protein arginylation. The transcript is spliced from 2 exons. NCBI's taxonomy places the organism in Eukaryota, Fungi, Ascomycota, Sordariomycetes, Microascales, Microascaceae.